UUAAAUUUGUCUUUUAUUAUUUCUUCAUUGUAUGUUUUUCUUCACUAAGAAAUACUUUAUUUUGCAUAGUAAGCGUAAAAGUUAGUUUAAUAUUAUGCACGUGAUCAACCGAUAUUGCAGGUAUACUUAAUUUUUGAUACGAUCGACCGAUAUUUUUCUAAAGAUCGAUCGCGAUGACGCGAUCGACUGGUUGGCGACCCUGUAGGUAUAGCGUAAUAACCUAAGUAAAUAAAGUAACUACCUAUUUUAUUAAGGUUUAGAGAAUAUGGUUUGAAAUUAUAAUAGAUAUUUGUGUUGAAAUUAGAACGAAGUUGUGAGUACAGUAAACAGUUCCGAGCUUUUGGGGUUACUGAAAACCUGCGGUAUCAUAGUAAUCGACAUAUCUAGUGAUAUUUCGGCAUUAACUAAAGGAAAAGAAAUAUUUAGGUCAUUAAAGAGUGAAAUCGUCAACCUUAAAGGUACUUAUGUUUCAAAAAACAUAAAAUUGAUAGUGGUAAUAUCUACUGUCAUGACUUGGGCAGGCGUCAAUAAAAAACAUUAUAUGAGUGAACUUGAUGUGAAUAAUAGAGUUCCAAAUCCGAAAUAUAUGGAACAUUAUGAAUUUGAACUUGAAGUAUUAGCUGUGAAUGAAACCCAAGGAUUAAAAGAAAUUGUGAAAACAAUAAUUGUUUGGGCUGGACUUACAUAUGGGUUUGAACAAGAUUUGUUACAAUUCGCGUUUGACUCAGCUUGUAAAACUACCGAUGUAUUUCCAAUACCAAAUAGCCAAAAUCAUUUACCUGUAAUACACGUUGAAGACUUAGCUAGGGUGAUACAUAAAGUAAUAUCCGAUGAUCAAGCAUUGAAGUAUCAACAUAUUUUUGCUGUUGAAAGUCCAAUAAAUACAUUAAAACAAAUCAUCACUGCUCUAGCUAAGUCGUGCGAUGUAGCUCCAAUGGUUGUGCCAUUAAAUACAUUCAUGAAUAAAUAUAAACUCAAGGUGAGCUAAAAAUUCAGAUUGUACCUAAUUAAGCACUUAUGUAAAAGUUAAAUUUCGAAACGAUCAGGGCAUACAUAAACAAAUUAUGUCAACCGAUAUUAAAGUCAAUUCGAACAUUAAUCGAUUGUGGCCUAAUUUCGAAUGGUACAACAAUAAAUCAUCAAUACUGAAUUCAAUGAAAUAUUUAGUUGAAACGUACAAAAGAGCUCAUAAUAUUAAAGUGAACAUUUUUUUAAAAUAAUUAUUUUGAAUGUAUAAUAUUUUGUAGUACUGAUUAGAGAUAAAAGUAUAUUUUUUUUGUAUAGAGUAUUAAAUUAAUUGUACUCGGUCCCCCGGCUUCUGGUAAGACCAAACUUGCACUUCAACUUGCGCAGUAUUAUGGUUUAAUCUAUUUGGAACCAAAAAAAAUAACUGAAGACUGUAUUAAUGAAAUUAGAGAAGAAAUAAGUUCACUGUACCACAAAAGUCAAUUUACCGAGGAUUCGGAAGAUUUAUUAGAUGAUGCUGAUGACCAAGCCGAAAUUAGUCCAAUUAUAACUAACAAAAUAUUAGAAUUAAAUAAAAAGCUAUCAAUUUUAUAUUCAUCUAUGGAUGCCAAUAAUGAUGAAUUGGAAGAUAUUUAUCUAAUUCCAUUAUUGAAUGAAAGAAUAGCACUUUUUAAACGUGGGUAUGUCUUGGAUGGAUAUCCAACGACAGUAGAUCAAGCCAAAAUGCUAUUCCGAUUCGAUGAUAUGAAUGUACUUCAA
This is a messenger RNA of Acyrthosiphon pisum (pea aphid), 1725 nucleotides long. RefSeq lists its product as uncharacterized. Lineage: Eukaryota; Metazoa; Arthropoda; Insecta; Hemiptera; Aphididae. The record is from RefSeq and is a predicted model, not a curated record. The transcript is spliced from 7 exons. The coding region runs from base 509 to 988 and encodes 159 amino acids.